Perkinsus marinus ATCC 50983 is the source of this 1375-nucleotide messenger RNA. RefSeq lists its product as hypothetical. The coding region runs from base 1 to 1356 and encodes 451 amino acids. Gene Ontology annotation, molecular function: RNA binding. Lineage: Eukaryota; Perkinsozoa; Perkinsida; Perkinsidae. The transcript has 13 exons. The record is from RefSeq and is a predicted model, not a curated record.
AUGUCACAGCUUGACUUCCUCAAAGCAUUACGCGAAGAGGAAGAGGAUGGUGCCGAAGAAGAUGGUCAGGGCCCAGCAGCCGGUGAUGUAUCGCCUCUAGAAUCCGAGGGGGAUCCUUCUGUUGAGACGACUGUGAUGGAUAAGACUGCUGAUGCUGGCUCUAAAGGCUGGGGAGAGAUGCUCGCGGCACAGCUAGCCAUCUUCUCGGGCACGUCGCAAUGGCCUGCUGUCGGACUGAGCUCCGCCCUUAGCUUUCUGGACGCCAGUAGCGAGUCUACAGGAGGUGGUGGUGGUUGGGGCGCCAUACUUGGAGGCGGAGGAACCAAACGUAAAGCUGAUGAAGCCUGGGCUGAACCCAUGAUGAAACCAGGAGAUGAGGGUUCCACGGCAGAGUUUCCAGAAGCUGCCCAUAUAAAGAUUCUCUUCUAUGCGUCUGAGGGUAUUGAGGUAUCUGCGGAAGACGUUCAUAACUAUAAGACGUCACUGAAGACUACUGAUAAAGGGGCAAUACCUGCAGAGGAAGCUUCAACUGGAGGUCCACCACGAGCGUUCGGACUUUCGGAUGAGCAUGGAGCGAAUGAGGCCGUUGGAGUUGCUAGCAUCCCUAAGGAAGAGUUCAAGGAGGUGCUGGACAAGCUGGUUUGGUCGAUGGACACUGAUACGGAACCGCUGUGGCGCAGGGCACAUCCGAAUGAGUUGAGUGCCUACUUCAACUACGGUCUCAACGAGCAGCUUUUCCGAGAGUACAUGCUGGACAAGCAGAUCUGCCUACGGUUGGAUCGAGCUAAGCGGAAUAAGAUAACUGUUGGAACGUAUCCUGCCCAAGGCAACCUCGGGAUGAAUCCUGCGCAGGGUGCAGGGCCAGGCCGGGGCGCACCUGGUGGACCCGGGCAGAGACAUGUGAAUCCUCGAGAUAUGGAGGACAUGCCAGGUGCUGAUGACCCUAAGCGAUCAUUGUACGUGUGCGGAUUCCCAGCAGAAUGGGGUGAACAAGAGCUCCACGAUUUAUUUGUCAAAUUUGGGCAAUUGGAGAGUGUUGUUAUUAUGCCUAAUAGAGUAGGACACUCGAGAGGUGCUGGCUUCGUGAAUUAUGAUGAUAACCUCCUCAGUCAACAGGUCGUCAUGGCAAUGAACGGCUACUGUGUGCCAGACAGACCUGACUGCACGCUUGCGGUUCGGUUUGCUAAGGCGAAGACUCAGCAGUUGCCGGCUGGAGCCCGAGAAAGAGACUCCCAUCGUGGUGGUAGUUGGGGUAAAGGGAAAGGGAAGGGUGAUAGUCAUUUCGGUAAAGGCAAAGGCAGAGGUAAAGGCUGGGAAGGACGAGGCAAAGGUGGAGGAGGCAGCUAUUACCACUGAACUGUUACAUUCCCUACAU